Molecule: messenger RNA, 2125 nt
Organism: Phodopus roborovskii (desert hamster)
Lineage: Eukaryota; Metazoa; Chordata; Mammalia; Rodentia; Cricetidae
Gene: Cog8
Product: component of oligomeric golgi complex 8
Exons: 5
Coding region: 36-1958 (640 amino acids)
Biological process (GO): intra-Golgi vesicle-mediated transport
Cellular component (GO): COG complex
Source: RefSeq, a predicted model, not a curated record
GGGCCUGGAGAGGAAGUGACGGCGUUGCUGGAAAGAUGGCAGCUGCUGUGACUCUCCGGUCCUCCGCCCCUGCUCCGGCCGCGGCGACGGCCACAGCAGCCGCGCUGGGGGAGGUAGAAGAUGAGGGACUUUUGGCGUCGCUGUUCCGCGACCGCUUCCCUGAGGCCCAGUGGCGUGAGCGACCUGACGUGGGCCGCUACCUCCGGGAGUUGAGCGGCUCGGGGCUGGACCGGCUGCGGCGCGAGCCCGAGCGCUUGGCGGAGGAGCGGGCCCAGCUGCUGCAGCAGACGCGCGACCUAGCCUUCGCCAAUUACAAGACGUUCAUUCGCGGUGCUGAGUGCACCGAGCGCAUCCACCGUCUCUUUGGCGACGUGGAGACGUCCCUCGGUCACCUACUCGACCGUUUGCCCAGCUUUCAGCAGAGCUGCAGGAACUUUGUGAAAGAAGCUGAGGAGAUCAGCUCUAACCGCCGGAUGAAUACCCUGACUCUAAACCGGCACACAGAAAUCCUGGAGAUUUUAGAGAUUCCCCAGCUUAUGGACACCUGUGUCCGAAACAGCUAUUAUGAAGAGGCCCUGGAGCUUGCAGCCUAUGUGCGACGACUGGAAAGGAAAUACUCCUCCAUCCCUGUCAUCCAGGGCAUUGUAAAUGAAGUACGUCAGUCCAUGCAGCUGAUGCUCAGCCAGCUGAUCCAGCAACUGAGAACCAACAUCCAGCUCCCAGCCUGCCUGCGUGUCAUUGGCUAUCUAAGGCGCAUGGAUGUCUUCACUGAGGCUGAGCUGAGGGUGAAGUUUCUUCAGGCCCGGGAUGCUUGGCUUCGCUCCAUCCUGACUGCCAUCCCUAAUGAUGAUCCUUAUUACCAUAUCACAAAAACCAUUGAGGCCUGCCGGGUCCACCUCUUUGAUAUCAUCACCCAGUACCGUGCCAUCUUCUCAGAUGAAGACCCCUUGCUCCCACCUGCCAUGGGAGAGUACACUGUGAAUGAGGGUGCCAUCUUCCAUGGCUGGGUGCUACAGAAAAUCUCACAAUUCCUGCAGGUGUUAGAGGCUGACCUUUCCCGGGGUAUAGGUGGCCGCUUGGACUCUCUGCUGGGCCAGUGCAUGUACUUUGGGCUGUCCUUUAGCCGGGUAGGGGCUGAUUUCCGGGGCCAGUUGGCUCCUGUUUUCCAGAGGGUGGCAAUCAACACUUUCCAGAAGGCUGUUGAGGAAGCAGUGGAGAAAUUCCAGGAUGAAAUGACUUCCUACACCCUCAUCUCGGCUGCAGCCAUCCUGGGCAGCAGUAACAUGCCUACUGCAGUGCCAGCCGCACAACCAGGGACAUUGCAGCCACCGAUGGUACUCUUAGACUUCCCACCUCUUGCCUGCUUUCUCAACAACAUUUUGGUUGCUUUCAAUGAUCUGCGUCUCUGCUGUCCUGUGGCCCUAGCACAGGAUGUGACUCAGGCCUUGGAGGAUGCUCUUGCUAAGGUAACCAAAACAAUCCUGGCAUUCCAUCGUGCUGAAGAGGCUGCAUUCAGCAGUGGGGAGCAAGAAAUCUUUGUCCAGUUCUGCACUGCCUUCCUGGAAGACCUUGCUCCCUAUUUGAACCGCUGUCUUCAAGUCCUUUUCCCACCAGCUCAGAUAGCCCAGACUCUAGGCAUUUCACCCACCCAGCUCUCCAAGCACAGAAACCUUGGGCAUGUGAACAUCAGCGCCAUUCAGGAACCUCUCGCCUUUAUCCUGCCUAAGAGAGAGACAGUCUUCUCUCUAAAUGACCAGGAGAUAGUACCCGACCUCGUGGCCCCAGCUGUUUCUAUGGAGCAACCUAGCCUGGAGCCAGUUACUUCAGCGUCCCCUGAGGGCGGGUCAGAGAGGGAAGAAGCAGGGGAACCGCUGCCUGUGGAGCCAGUGGAGGGAGAGCCGCUGGAUGGAGAGCCGCUGGAUGGAGAGCCGCUGCAGCCCCCGAGUGAGGAGCCCUAGGCGUUCCCUGCACCCAGGCUGGCAAGCAGCACUAAAGGCACAGUGCUGUCGGCGGCAUCUGGAGAGGGAAGGUCGCUGCGUGUGUGGAAGCUGAGACAGCUUUGCCUAGGAUUUCGCGGGGCACUUUGGUACGUGGGAGCUUUAAUAAAGCCAACCGACUAUCGCCA